Strongylus vulgaris is the source of this 354-nucleotide messenger RNA. NCBI's taxonomy places the organism in Eukaryota, Metazoa, Nematoda, Chromadorea, Rhabditida, Strongylidae. The record is from the annotation of a GenBank genome assembly.
AUGCAUGCAAGCUCGCAACCCUCGUCUGCUACUGUGAAGGAAUCCGAACAGCAGUGGUUGUGGAAGCAAGCUCUUAGCAUAGAUAUGGAGGACAUCAUAUACAUACACUUGCACCAGAGAGACGACACAUCACCGUCAACAUUGACACUCGUCAACUGUGACGGUGUGCAAUGCCCUCCGCUGCAGAUGUCAGCCGAAAAAACUCUGCCUCGCUUGCGGAAAAGAACAUGUGCGGUAGGCAAUGGAGUUAUGUUGGACUAUGUGUUUCGCAUUGUUCGCAUUGGCGGAGCGGAAUUCUCAUCUGAUUAUGCUCGACAAGAGGAUCGAAGUCCAUCUCCAACAAGUCAAAGGUAA